Iphiclides podalirius (scarce swallowtail) is the source of this 1893-nucleotide messenger RNA. The record is from the annotation of a GenBank genome assembly. Lineage: Eukaryota; Metazoa; Arthropoda; Insecta; Lepidoptera; Papilionidae.
AUGCUAUUACUAGCAACAUUCUUUCCUGAUUCUGAUAGUGGUCAAUUAAACGGAGAAUAUGAUAUAUUUCUGGAAAUCCUUAAAGCUACAGUUGAUUUUGCAGAUCUUUUAGGACUGUACUUUGCGCUCAAUUCUGUGCCAGGAAAAGGGCAUGCAAAAAUUCUUACCUCUGCCAUCGGUUGGGCCAGUGCUGAGGUUGUUGUCACCAGAAGUGUACUACUUUGGGUUGGCGCCCGUGGUUCAGAGUUUGAUUGGCGAUAUGUUCGCUCAUGUGCAGAGUCUAAUGUCGCUCUAUUGCAACACGCCGCCACUGCCGCCCUUGUGUGGCUAUGGACAAGAAAGGCAGAUAGAAAUGUUACUGAAUGGGACCUACUAAUCCGAUUCUACGAAUCAAGGAAGCCUGAACAAUGUAAAAAUUAUGAUUUAAAGCACCCACCAUUAUUAGGGCAAGCACAUUCACAUGUUAAACAAGAUGUCAAUUUCAACCUCAAUUGCACAAAUGCCUGCUUUUCAACUUCAGUGGACUUGAUAUUCAAAGCAUGCUACACUAUUAAAAGUAUGUUAUUAAGAGGAUCUCGCAGUUCGGAAGGCCAUGACUCUUUUCACUAUGUAACAAACAAUUUCACAAAUAUAAAAACAUUAAGAAACAGUACUCCUGCUGUAAAAUUUGUUAACUAUAAUGACUAUGUGUCUGCAAUAUGGUUUCUUGGCCCUGUCCCUGCUGUCAACUUCACCAUGGACGUAUGCAAACUUAACAGCACCUUACCUGAAGAGCCGUGCGAGGACGUGACGCAGAACUGCACCGCGCAGCUGCACGAGAUCCGGUGCCGCCUGCGGGUGGAGCGCGGCGCCUACUCGAUGCGGCUCUCGCACCAGGCGCCCUGGGGCUACGGCCGCGUGGCCGAGCACGGCGCCCUGGCCGAGUUCGAGCACUACGGGCUGGGGCCGCUGGGGCCGGAGGGCGCCGAGGGCGGGUGGGGCGCGCGCUGGGCGGCGGCGGCGGCGGCCGCGGCGCUGGCGCUGCUCUCGGCGGCGCUCGCGCUGGCCUUCCGCGCCCGCCUCGCCGCGCGCCUGCGCCGCUCCGUGCUCGCCGCCUGGCUGCGGGCGUGCGUACACCUUUCACUACGGCAGCAGCUAGAUCUCACUACACCAGGCGAUCGCAUUAGCUCUGUCUUCCGCAGCGAGGAGGCGUCCGCGGCCAAGGCGGGCGCGGAGGCGGAGGCGGAGGCGGGGGCGGAGGAGGGCGCGGCGGUGCUGCUGCUGUACGCGCGCGACUGCGCCGCCAUGGAGGAGGUGGCGCGGCUGGUGGGCGAGCUGGCCUCGCUGGCGGCGCCGGGCCGCGUGCUGGACCUGUUCUCCGGCGCGGUGCAGGCGCGCGCCGCGGCCGCGCCCGCCGCCUGGCUGCGCGCCCUGCUGCGCCGCCCCGCCACGCGCGUGCUGCUGCUGCAGACGCCCAAGGCCGCCUGCCUCUACGGCGCCGCGCUAAGCAAACACGGCGACCGCCUGCGCCUGGAGCGGCCGCUGCUGGGCGGGCGCGUGGUGGCGCGCAGUCCGCACGCGGGCGACGCGCUGCUGCAGCUGGCGCUGCGGCUGAUGGCGGAAUCCGCCGCCGCGCCCGACGCCACGGACGAGCUGCCCUACAGGAAAUACUUCGUCGCGGAGAUCUCCGGGCUGGAGGCGGAGCUGGUGCCGCUGGUGACGCCGCUGCGGCGCUACGCGCUGCCCGAGGCGGCGGCCGCGCUGCUGCGCGACCUGGCGCCCGCCGACGCCCUCGCCGGCGAUCAGCUGCGCCGCCUCGAGCCGCUGCUGCAGCCGCUCGGGGACGCCGUCGACCGCCUGCUGCGCUACGUGGCCGACCACCCGGACUACCUCAGCGAGGAGCUGCUCUUCCUC